Messenger RNA from Drosophila busckii, 1483 nucleotides. It is a transcript of the gene Cbp53E, whose product is annotated as calbindin-32. NCBI's taxonomy places the organism in Eukaryota, Metazoa, Arthropoda, Insecta, Diptera, Drosophilidae. Gene Ontology annotation, biological process: regulation of presynaptic cytosolic calcium ion concentration; regulation of long-term synaptic potentiation. The transcript is spliced from 12 exons. Bases 267 to 1211 code for a protein of 314 amino acids. Gene Ontology annotation, molecular function: calcium ion binding. The record is from RefSeq and is a predicted model, not a curated record. Gene Ontology annotation, cellular component: nucleus; terminal bouton; synapse.
CAAAGGAUUCUAGACGUUAACGGUUCUACCAAAUAAAGAGCAGCAAAGCACAAAAACCAAUUUAAUAAAAUAAUCAUCAGUCAACCACAAAUAAAACAUAAAUCGUUGCGUGCGUCUGAACUCCCUAGAGUAUUUUUGAAACUCGUGUAAAAUCGUGUGUACUUACAUUUGUGUUUAUUUGGAGCUUUGAAUUAAGAGCCCCAUAAAACACACACAAGCUCGACAUACAGCGCAUAAAAAAGGAAAACAAAACAAACGUCAGAGAAAUGGAUUCUGCUGCAGCUGCCGCCGCCAAGCGUGUGCAAAUCGAAAAGGCACACAAUUUCAUGCGCCAAUAUCGUGAUCCUGAAUCACGCGAGUUGAAAAAAUUGUCAGCCAAUCAGUUUAUGGAUGUGUGGGAGCACUAUGACAAAGAUGGCAAUGGUUACAUUGAGGGCACCGAGCUGGAUGGCUUCUUGCGUGAGUUUGUAUCCAGUGCCAAUGCUACGGACAUUAGCCCAGAGGCUGUUACUGACACCAUGCUGGAGGAGCUGAAGUCUUGCUUCAUGGAAGCCUAUGAUGAUAAUCAGGAUGGCAAAAUCGAUAUACGCGAGCUCGCUCAACUUUUGCCCAUGGAGGAGAAUUUCCUUUUGCUUUUCCGCUUCGAUAAUCCCUUGGAAUCAAGCGUUGAAUUCAUGAAGAUCUGGCGUGAAUACGACACUGAUAACUCUGGUUACAUUGAGGCGGAUGAGCUAAAGAAUUUCUUGCGCGACUUGCUCAAGGAGGCAAAAAAGAUCAAUGAUGUGUCCGAGGAUAAGCUUAUUGAAUACACAGACACUAUGCUACAAGUCUUCGAUGCCAAUAAGGAUGGUCGUUUGCAGCUAUCGGAAAUGGCCAAACUUCUUCCGGUUAAAGAGAAUUUCCUGUGCCGUCAGGUAUUCAAGGAGGGCAUUGAUGGCGCCACAAAGCUAACCAAGGAUGACAUUGAAAAAGUUUUCUCGCUGUAUGAUCGUGACAACAGCGGCACUAUUGAGAAUGAGGAGUUGAAGGGUUUUCUUAAGGACCUGCUCGAGCUGGUCAAGAAGGACGACUAUGAUGCACAGGAUCUGGCUGCAUUUGAGGAGACAAUCAUGCGUGGUGUAGGUCACGAUAAGCAUGGCAAGAUCUCACGCAAGGAGUUGACCAUGAUACUGUUAACACUGGCCAAAAUCUCACCCGAUGAGGAACAGUAAGCAGCCUGCGUCCAACAAAUGCCAAUGCUUAAAUAUUUGUUAGCAUACACAUACAUAUAUAUACAUAUAUAUAUAUAUAUAUAUUUUUGUUACCAAUUUGGGUAAACACAAAAUCGAAGGCAAUUGAUUACUUUAAAGAAACUGCGCUUAAGCUGCAGCUGGAGGAUUUUAGACCUGCUUGACAGACAGGACCUCUGAAACAAAACAAAAAACAAAACAAAUUGUAUGAAACGCAUAUACAUAUGCUGAAGAAAAAACAUUUAAAAGAACAA